CAAUCUCUUUCAAUCUUAGAUCAUAUACAAUGAUGAUCUAAGCUUUCAAUAAACUUAUGGCAUGGUGUCGGUGUGGAGGAGUAGCAGUCCAUAUCUUAUUAUGUCUAUGCGAGUCGCAGACUUCAAAAACUGGUAACGGAUAGCACUGAUAGUGCCUUAUCACCUAGCCGGCAGCGGCAACCGCUUAUAAGAUAUAACUUAGAGACGUUCUUACGAUGUCCAGUUAAAAUAAUUAACCGUCAAUUAACUGGUGGAAUUUUGUCAGUAAAAAUCUCACUAAYCGUCGAUUAACCGUUAACGGACACUGAACCGACCUUAGAAGUUAGAAGUUAGAAUUUAAUAAUAUGCUUUAAUAGCCGUGUCCCUUAUAUUAUAAUUUAGCCGGUUUGGGACACAGGAAGUUUCUUCAGUUUCUUGAUACUUAUUCGUUUCUCGUCGUUGGUUAAGAUGUAACGGUGGAAGGAUAAUGCAAUUGAAUGCAAGCGGCAAACUACACAGUGCACAAGUGCAAAACGAAAACAACUUUAUCGGCAAUGCUUGAUACUAUGCAAUUAUGCUAGUGCUUACCAGGUCACGAAUGAGCUUAAUGACAAUUAGAGAUUAAUAUUCAUAAGAAAAUCUGCAGCACACGCAACCGGUACAUUUUAACGGAAUUGACAUGAUUUAUAAGGAAGCUUAGAGGACAGCAGAGACAGAAUGUGCCAUAGCCAUUAACACUUGAGCACCUUCACGCCGCACAUGUACAUGUAUUGUAUACUUAGUAAAUUCUGCUUAAAUUACUAGAAAUAAACAAUUUGUUCACUGUUGAAAAUUAUCUAUCAACCAUUAUCAAAAAACCCACUAACAUCUGGAUUGCUGGCAGCUCGCAUGCAACAUAUAUUUCAACCCUUUUUCUAUCAAAAAUCAAUUCCAAUGUUGGAUUAGAGAAGUAACCCAGAAAUGGAAGGAUUACUGAAGCCAAAAAUACUUCAAGUGGAUUUGUUCAUUAACAAAAUACCAUUUAUUGAAGAUGUUAUGAUACUGAUUUCAGAUGUGUGUGUUGUCGUUGCCACUAAUGUUGAAUCUAUUCUCAGGUAUUGAAGUCAACAUAAGUACUAGUAGUAUAUCAGAAUCAAAGGGAGAUGAUCCAGCUCAUAUUACAAAGAAUAACAAAUUUAUUCAAAUACUUCCUGAACAGAUAUUAAACAUAGUCAAAGAGAGGAUGAUAAACUGAUAAUGAACAAACACUGAAUAAUAUGCAACUUUUGCAUUAAUAUUAUCCAAACAAAUCUUCAAAAAAAUUAUUUUUCUUGCGGAAUUCAUUGUGUAGCUGAUAAAGAUUGCUUAUUGUAGAUCCAAUAUUGAAACAAUGUUGACAUGCUGGCAUCAAUAUAUAGUAUAUUGUGAACCAAAAUGUCAAAACAUAGCUUAAUACAGUGGCAUAGCCAGGAGGAGGGCUGAAAGGGAUGCAGCAAUAAUGGUAAUAGUUGCGAAAAUGAGGUUGAUGAAGACCUUGAGGAUGGAGAGAUUUUUGAUGAAGAUGAUACUGAGAUGGUUGAAUCUACUGAACAAAAUACAGAGCCUAAACUAUCUAAAGAAAAUUGUCUCGGAGAAGGUGCUAAAGAAAAAGAUUUUGAGCCUCCAUGGGAAAUGGAACAAAGACCUCAACAAUCUUCUCAUAAACAAAUGAUACACUCCCCUUUACAUAAAAAUUUUGCUGGAUUUAAUAACGGCAGACCUAGGGAUAGAUUUCCUAGAAAUAAAGGGACUGUAAUGAAACGAGAUGUUGGUUAUCAAAUGGAUGAUGAUAGACCUAGACGUAAAAGACGUARAUUUGAUCAAAGUGAUGAAAAAGAACAACCCAUAAUGAGAAAUAAUCAAAAUGGCUUAUUUAAUAGAAGAAAAAACAUUGAUCCACCAAUAGAACCUGUUGAGUCUGGUAAUGAUGAAGAAAUGCCAUAUGUAAGAGGAACCAACAGUCCUGACAUUUCAAGCUUUGAGUCAUUUGCUCAAGAAUUUGAAAAUGACGAAGAAUUUCGCCCUUCAAAUAACUUCGGCCGUAGAGGAAGAGGUAGACGUGGUGGUGGUAGCGAUAUGGAUAGACGAAAUAGGGGUAUGCCUAUGAAACGAAGAAUGAUUGCUGGAUCAGCAAUGAAAAAUAAACGAUCUGAAGACGAAGAAAAAGUUUGUCAAUAUUUCCUUCAAGGGAAAUGUCUUAAAGAAAAUAAUUGUACCUAUUCUCAUCAACAACCAAAUGGUCGUAAAAUGGAAUUGUGUAAGUUUUAUUUAAUGGAUUGUUGUAGUAAAGAAGAUCGAUGUACAUUUAUGCAUAGCGAGUUUCCUUGCAAAUACUAUCAUACUGGCAUGAAGUGUUAUUCAGGUGUAAACUGUCGGUUUAGUCAUGCCAAGCUUGAUGAAGAUCAAAAAAAAAAAUUAUUGAAGUCUUUUGGAAAAUUACGGUACGAUCCACCAGAGUAUGAAAAUGAAAAUCAAGAUUUUAAGAACGAUUUUGAAGAGGAACCAAAACCACCACCCUCCACAGAAACUAAUUUUGUAUCCAAAAAUGAUAAAAGUAAAAUUCCAUCAUUAUUGGAAAUGCAAAUACCUGUACCUCCUGAAUUAAAAAGCACUGAGAAAAACUCAGAUGAAGAUCAAGAGGCUAAUAAUAACAACAACAAUAACAGUAGUACACCAAUGCCAUCGCCUUCACAAGAAGAGCCUAUGGUUGAUGACAUAUUUGAUAUCAACGAAACUGAACAAGUACCAAAUGGUCUUCAAAAUAAUCGCUCAAUAUAUAAACCUAGAAAAUAUCAAAAACACAAAGAUAGCAAAGAAAGACAAAAACAAGAAAAGGAUAUUAGGAAGAAACAAAGAGAAGAGAGACAUGAAGAAAAAAGGAUAGAAAAAAACCGACAACGAAAAGAAGACUUGUCCAUACAGACUAACGAUCAUCCUUUAUUAGAUGAUCUAAGUGAUGAUGAUGAAUUUAAUGAUCUUGUUAUUGAUGAAGAAAAAUUCCAAAAUGAUGUCAAAGAUCAAUUGCUACCAAAAAAACAGAAAGAGCUAUUAAAACGAAUUCAAGUCCAUCAAAAAUAUUAUAAUGAAACAGAUUUAAGUGAAGAUCAUUAUAGUCAAGAGGAGCAUUAUUCUAGUGAUGUUUCAGAGCAUUCAGUUUCUACACCCAUAAAUAAUCCAUUAAAUAAUUUUCAAAAUGAAGAAAAAGAACAGUCACCGACAAAUUCUUUAUCUAAGUCAAACUCAUCAAAAGUUGAACAAGUUAAUCUUGAUAAAAUUACUAUAAGUGAUGAUAUGGCUAAACUACUCAACACCAUAAAAGCAUGUGUUGAUAAAUCAACAACAGUAGAUCAACAUUCUCCAUUUCAUUUACCAGCAUUGGAACAGCCUUAUAAUUUUGAAGAAACUAUUCAAGAAAAAAAAAGUAUUAUUGAAGAAUCUCCUGCUAGUCCUACUACUAGUGAUGGUUGUGCUGUGGAAUUUGGAAAAUCAGAUGUAGAUCUAAGACAACUGCCAUUUCAAUUUCCUGUUGCAGCAGCUACCGAGAUAGAUGCUUCUCUUGAUAGUCAUCCACCAAUGAAAUAUCAUAUGUCACCAACCCAAGUGUCUGUACCAGAUUACUCUAAAAUUCCACCUACGAUGGGAAUUGAUGAUCCAAGACUUAAACGUAGUAUAACAGCAGCGAGGGAUCCAAUGUUUGUUCAAAAUGUCCCUACUACUGUUAGCGCAGUUACUGUUAGACCAGCAGUGGCUCCUCAAAAAAGUUCUACCCGAGAUCCUAGAAAACCACAACAAGAUGUUAACACCUGUGCAUCAGCUAUUCGAACUCCACUUCUACCAACACCUAAUCCAAUUCAACCUCGGCCCAUGGAUAGUGAUAUGAGGCAUAUGCCUCCACCUAUAAUGUGUCCACAAAUGAUGGCGGUACCUAAUGAUCCACGCAGGAAACCAAUGGUUCCUGGAGAUCCUAGACAAAGGCAUCGUUUUGAUGUGGACCAAAGAAUAAAUAAUAUAAAUUAUUUUUAAUUUUAUAAUUAUUUAAUAAUGUUUAAACUUUAUUCUUCUUAAAUUAUCUAUUCUUGGACUUUUUGUUCAAUUUUUUUAAUAUUAUGUUAUGUACACUUAUUCAAUUACUUACUAGUAAACAAUUAAAUAACAAUGACUGAUUUGUUUUUUUGUAGUUGAAAUCUUAAUACUAUUGUUAUUAAGACUGUUGCAAGGAAAAUUAAGUGAAAAUUAAGUGAAAUGUAAUAGAUGAUUAAGUUUUAAAUUAGUGAAAACAUUUUAUUAUUUUAAGGGAUCAUUUGUUUUAUAUCAAUGACAGUACUACAUUAGUUCUUAACAUAGAUAUAGGUGAUUUAUUUUGUAAAUUAAAAAUGGACAUAAUUUGUAAGUUAUGAAAUAAUAUUUUUUUUAUGUACCCGAGUGCUUUAUUUUAUCAUUGUUAUACCAUAGUUGAGUAUUACAAAAUUAGUAUAACUAAAAUACAUAAAUACUGUUAUGUAUAUUUUGAGUUAUGUAGCUGUAAUUUUGUUGUCUAUUUUUGAAGUAUUCKCUUCAUUAUACAUAAUGCGAUACCUAUUUAGCUGUUGUACACAGUGACUAAAAGUAUUAAUACAUUAUAUUUAUGAUAUUGUAUAGAAAUACAUUUCUGUUUAUUUAUGCCUGUUGUUAGUA
Molecule: messenger RNA, 4671 nt
Organism: Diuraphis noxia (Russian wheat aphid)
Lineage: Eukaryota; Metazoa; Arthropoda; Insecta; Hemiptera; Aphididae
Gene: su(sable)
Product: suppressor of sable RNA-binding protein
Biological process (GO): negative regulation of DNA-templated transcription
Cellular component (GO): nucleus
Molecular function (GO): metal ion binding; RNA binding
Source: RefSeq, a predicted model, not a curated record